Penicillium soppii is the source of this 213-nucleotide messenger RNA. Its product is annotated as Caffeine resistance protein 5. The transcript is spliced from 2 exons. Lineage: Eukaryota; Fungi; Ascomycota; Eurotiomycetes; Eurotiales; Aspergillaceae. Bases 1 to 213 code for a protein of 70 amino acids. The record is from RefSeq and is a predicted model, not a curated record.
AUGUAUGCUGCUGUUGCGUCGUCGGUAUCCUUUGGCCGCGCGGACCCUGUUCAGUCGGGGGAAGCUGGUGUCCAGAAUAUCACAGAUAAAUUUGAGGUCAGUGAAGCUGCUGCUAUUCUGGGCGUGAUACCUUUUGCUUGGGGCUAUGCUCUUGGUCCUAUGGUUUGGGUAGGAAGACUCGCCCAUGCUUGCGCAAGACCGCGGCUAACAUGA